This is a messenger RNA of Ruditapes philippinarum (Manila clam), 6051 nucleotides long. Its product is annotated as eukaryotic elongation factor 2 kinase-like. The record is from RefSeq and is a predicted model, not a curated record. The coding region runs from base 62 to 775 and encodes 237 amino acids. The transcript has 6 exons. Gene Ontology annotation, molecular function: protein binding. NCBI's taxonomy places the organism in Eukaryota, Metazoa, Mollusca, Bivalvia, Venerida, Veneridae.
UUUAUUCCAGCGGAAUCGUACAUUAUCGGAGGAAGAAGAUAUCCGCAACUUCCAGUUACAAAUGCAGCAGAUGCAUAGACCUUCCUGUGUCGCUCUAGAAAAAGAUCUCAGAAAAAUGAAUUUCAAUGUCAAAUUUAAUGAUUCAGCUCUUGGCAAAGUACACCAUGAGCUAGCCAAGUAUCAUGAGAUAGGUCGGUUCUGUGAUAAGAAAGAAGAGGAUAUAGAUUGGGAGUCGGCACUCUUCCACGAAGUACAUGCAGCAGAGCUAGGAGAGCUGGAAGCCAUAUUGACAUUAGCUAAACUCUAUCUUGGCAUGGAACAUGAUGUCCUCAUGAAUUGUCAAGUACAUGGGGAUCCAGAAGAGAAUCUUGAUAUAGGUAUAGACUACAUGGUGCAAGCAGCAGAUGCCGGAGAUAGAGGGGCUAUGAUCUAUGUUGCUAAGGCAUUUGAGACAGGAGAUGGACUUGGCAAAAAGAGAGAGCAGUCAUGGGAAGAUGCUAUAUACUGGUAUGACGAGGCGUUAAACUCUGUCAACGAGCAGGAUGAAGGCGGAGAGUAUGACAGUACUAUGUAUGAUCCUCCCUAUACCCUGAUGGCCAGUAUGGCGGACAUGUAUAUGAAAGGAGGACAUGGCCUUGAAAAAAUGCCAGAGAGAGCAGCGGAGUUGUAUAAUCAGGCAGCAGAAGGUGCUAUGGCAGCUAUGAAGGGGAGAUUGGCCAACAAGUAUUAUGCCUUGGCCGAGGAGGCUGCUGCUGAGAUAGAAGAGGAGGAGUAAUUGUACCUCUAGAUCUGAUAACCUACACCUACAAUAUGUGACAUACAGCAGUAGUGAUAACCUAUACUACAACUACACAAUCUGACAUACAGCUGUAGACACGGACAGUAGUGAUAUUAUACAAACUUUGAUCAACAUUGUAUUAGAGACAAAUUGUGGACUAGCCUUUGGGAUUUAAAUUUUUCUUGUGAUUCUAUGUCUUGACCUGUUUUAAAAGUUUGGGAGAUUUUUCCUUAGUUUAAUUAAUUGGGUCUGUUAGGCAACAGAAACAAUAUGUUGAAUAUGUUGAAACAAUUUGUAUGCUGGAUAAGACUUGUGUUGUAAAGGUAUAGUAGAUUUUUCAAUAUAGGAUUAUUUGAAGGUGUUUAUUUAUUGAGCAUUUUGAAUUCCUUUGUUGUAGUUUGCUAUUUCAGAGAGAAUUGAGCUUAUAUUCUAUGGUGUUUUGUACAAGCUGUUGAUAUACAUACAUACAGGGAUUCAUAAGAGAACACACUGUUUGUACCUCUCCAAAAUUGUUAUGUGAUCAAACAUUAUGACCAUUACUAAAACCUUCCAUAUCUAAAACUUAUUCUAUCUGCUGAUACUUGCUGUUGAAGAUAAAGGCACUAACAUGUUGUUGUUGUUGUAAGGUGACAUAUAUUAAGCUUUGCCCUUUUCACAAUUAUCUGAGAAGAUGUGGACUAACAUGUUAUACUUUGUUAGGGUAACCUUUCUAUAUAGAUAGGUCAUUUGAUGAUUCAGAGCUAAAAAUAGCUCGAUAUAAAUUUCUGAAUUAUUCAGAUUUGUUCAAUAUAAAAUUGUGAUUCAAUUUAUUAUGUGAUAGGGCAUUUACAGUAUUUUUGUACUUCUGUAGUUUAUAGAAUACUCGCAAGGGUCUUUCUGUAUGUAUAAUUGUUUAAAUGUGAAUGAAAUUUUGUAAAGAUUAUUUCAUAAAUACAUACUUUCAUGUUUUUUUUUUAUGUUUUGAUAGUUUUGAUUUAAUAGUUCCUAAAUGUUGUGGUGCAGUUCAUUACGUAUAUAUGGUGCAUAGAUUUUGGGUUAAUAAUUGUCAGGAAUUGAUCGUUUGUUUUGUAACUUUUAAAGCUUUAAAUUUGUUAAUCAGUAAAGUCAAUAAGCUAACUUUUCUAGUCAGUGAAACAUAGAGACAAUACUUUCUUAGAUUUAUGAGAAUAUUUACAUUUAUUGGUAUGUUUUAAUACUGAAAAUCUUAUGAUAGUACAUGCAUUAGGUCAAAUACUAAACUUAAAAUCAUAGAGAUGUAUUUGAAUUUUUGCUUUUUUAAAGAUAAUGAUGAAUUACAUUUUAAGUAAUUUUCAUAUAUCUAAAGUUAUUGUUAUGAAAGUUUGAUUAACUAUUUUGGGGAUUUUGCACCUAUAAUAGAGAAAAACAUGUCAUAAAACUGAAGUAACAAUUUUAAAAAAUAAGGGGAAAUAUAUCACUUACUUGUACAUAUUUCUUGUUUUUUCAUUUUCAUUUAUUCAUGUAACCUUUUUUUGUCAUUAGGUAUCAUUUCUUAUGUUAAAUGUUGUUGAUGAGUUUGUGUUAAUGAAGAAUGGGUCUUAAAAUUAACGAUUUUGUCAGGGAUUUUGUGAUAUUUUUAUACGAGUAUGAAUGAAAUUUAGGAUAGUAUUUUGUAUACAUGUUAUAAAUGUGUAGUAUACACAUGUGUCAACUCAAUCAUUACAUCUGUUCGGGUUUUUUGGUGUCCUUUUAUUAGUUUAAUUAUGUAAGUGAGACCUUUUCUUUUGUCAUAUAAAUGUUAAUUUUCAUAAAUGAUCUCUAAUUGUCACCAUUUUAUCAUAAUUGUUCAUACUAUAAGUAUGGUGAGCAGCACUUCAAUGUCAUGUUUUGAAAAAUCCUAUGUAACUUAUUAAAGAAUGUUUAAAAAAAAUGUUUUUUUAAUCCAGAGUAUCAGUAUUUCGCUAGUCAGUAGCUGAUCUUAAUUGUUUCAGUAGACAACAUGAAAAUUGACACCAUAAAAAAGUAUUUCCAGGUUUGUCAAAAUCUGUCUUAAAUACAGUAAAUAAUGUAUGUGAUAUUCUUGUAUAAUUGAUUAAAACUGCAGAUAUAUGAGCCGUGUCACGACAAAACCAACAUAAUGGGUUUGCGACCAGCAUGGAUCCAGACCAGCCUGCGCAUCCACGCAGUCUGAUCAGGAUCCAUGCUGUUCGCUAUCAGUUUCUCUACUUGUAAUAGAGUUGGUAAGCGAACAGCAUAGAUCCUGAUCAGACUGCGCGGAUGCGCAGGCUGGUCUGGAUCCAUGCUGGUCGCAAACCCAUUAUGUUGGUUUUGUCAUGGCGCGGCUCAUAUGUGUACAGUUGACACAUGACAGGAAGAUCCUUGCCUGACUAAAAUGGUAAUAGAUUAUGUUCCAAUGAUCAACAUUGCCACUGAACAUCCAGUUGGCGUGAGAUGUAAAUGUCUGAAACUAUGUUGAUGUCUUGGUGCCAUAUUAAUAAAAUGCUGAUAUAUGUAGAUUGCGCCAAGUCCUUGAUGUACAUGGUAAUUUAUUAUCAAUAACAUUUUGAUGUUCAUAGUGCUUCAUUGGUGAUGUAUAUAUUACUUUCAUACUAUUUAACAUGGCUAUUAUCAUAUCAUUUAAAGGCACAUUAUGCCUCAGAAUUUUUUAAAAAUUCUUUAGAAAUGUCAAACAUCUGUUUAAUUAUGUUUAAAUAAUGAAUUAAGUGCCUGUUAAAUGUUUUACAACUGAAAAAAGCGCUGAGCAUGAGUUAUGUAUCUUAAAGGUAGCAAAAUGUAAACAAAAUGGUAUUUUGUUUGAAAGGCAAAAUAUUAUAAAAACCAAUUGCCAACAGAACUAAAUAUGCAAAAGAUAGUUCAUGUAUAUAGCAAAUGAAUAUGUUUUUGGAAACUGUAACAAGAUCCCAAACAUUUUUGAGAAAUAAAAAUGCUUGCAUUUCUGAGUCAUACUGGACCUUUAAUAUUUUUGUAGUGAUUUUAAAGGGAGAGUUAUAAUAUGUGCUUGUGUGCAUUAAUACAUUGGAAAUAAAUGUUAAGUGAAUCAUGAUGAUGAUUGUGGUGGUGAUGAUGAUGACCAGUAAAUAACCAGUUCUGUCUGUAGUCAUGACAAAACUAUACUUUUCCUACUAAAUAUAUGGUAUGAUAAAUAUUAAACAAAAUCAUGUAAUAAAGAAGCCAUAUGAAAUGGGUGAUAUAUAUCAGAAAUGAUAUCUUUGGUGCAAACAGUGUGUAUUAAAUACAUUCUACACUAAUCAAAUUUAGUAUGCCAAUAUAUAUUUUAAUUUACGUGAUUUGAUUUCAUACUGCUUAUGUUUAACAUUUAGUAUUACCUAACCUAUAAUCUUUAUCAACAUUAAUGUCCCGUAUUACAAAACCACCCUUUAGAUAAAUAUUGUUCAGUUAUCUUUGAAAAUAGUUACGUAUUGCUUAUUGUUUGCUGAAUAGUUGUGAAAUUGUGGGACACUUUGGAAAGGUCUUUGGUGACUUAGACAUUUAAUUUGUUCUCUGAGACAAAUUUUGGUUUUCAGCAAUUUGAUUUCUAUGUAUUUAGGAAAAAAAAUGCAAUUUUUUAUCAUGUUUUAUAACUAAUAAUACUCUAAAUGUAUUCCCUGUGAAUUAUGUGUUUCCCUAGUAUAUAAGUAUACUGCUGUAUAUAUUGCAUUUGAUUUAUGUUGAUACCUCUAGAUUGUACAGUGAAAUGUUGGUGCCAAUAUUAGGGUUGCUAAGCAUGGCUAACUAAAAUGUCAGAGUGAUUUCCGAAAGAAAGAAAAACAACACCAAGUAUCCAUCACUAUGAGAAUGGCAACAUUCUUGUUUUAAAGUCACUUUGUUCUGACUUACAUUUUACAAUAUUUGAAUGCUGAACUAGAAUUUUUAUCUCAUAUUUAUUAUGCAACUUUUAUUUUGUCAGCUGUUAUAAAAGUCCUCUUGUAUUAUUUUACAAUAGCACCUUAUGCAAGGAUUUUAUUUAGUAACUUUGCUGCUGACAUGUUUAUAGCAAACCAUGGUUAUAUAUUAUAUUGCCAGUAUAUAUAGCAAACCAUGGUUAUAUAUUAUAUUGCCAGUAUAUAUUUGGAAAGCUUCUGUAUCAUUCCAUAUUUGGGUUAUAUUGCUCAGCUUACAUUAGGUAGCAUGUUUUGUUUGUCAUAUACCAAGUACUGGCCAGAAUUUUCUUGUAUUGGGAAUUAAUUUUUGUUAAAAAUAAUUAGUUUGCUUAUAUUGUGCAAGUAUUUGACCCUGUGAAAACCAUGAUGUAUACAGGUUAACACCGGUAUCUAGUUGUAAACAUUAUAUACUUGAUUUUAACAACAAGGUUAAUUUUUGAUUUAAGUUAUUCAUUAUGUUUAAGUGAAAAUUCAGAAAAAUAAUGAAAAUUAAAAUGUUCAUGCUUUAUUUGUGUGUAUACAUUUACACAUCGUCUAAAAAUGCAACCCAUGAAAAAAUGAUUUUGAAAAAUGAACAUGUGACUGGAGAUUUAUACUGUACAAUAGCUUUGUAAAUAUGCAUUUGUACUUUUUCAUUACUAAAUGUUGGGUUUUUGUUUUAUCAAACUUUUUACAUCAUUUGAAAUAUUGUCCAUGUCAAGUUUUACAUUGUUAAUCACUUUGGUGAUUUUAAUUUGCUUUUGAGGUUAGAAUCCUAGCUACAUAUAUAUAAAUAUUGGUGUUUUACAUUUGUAUUGUCAAUACUUUAAUCAAGUAUUUAUGGACAUUUGUAUAACAUUAUAGUUGUCUCUAAAGUUUAUAUAGACUUCAAGACGCUGUUUUUACAUAACCAUCAAAGAUGUCAGUUUCCAUAUGUUAAUGUAAGACAUGUUUCUCAGUAAUCUGUUCUGGUUAUACUAUUGGUAUACAUGGUGAGGUGUGAUACAUCUCUUUAAACCUGUAAUAUAACAGUAAUUGCCUAGAGGAUUUACUACACUGGUGUAUCUGUAAGGUUAUAUACCUUGUUACAGGGAUUCUAUAUAACCAAUAGCAAUAGAGAAUUGGAUCAUUACUUGACAUAGAUGUGUUUUAUCAUAUUAUGAAUGGUACUUCACAUGUUCAGAGAAAUAGAGGAAGUUGUGUGAAGUUGGGGAUUUAAAGCAUGAACUGUAAUUACAUGUGGGUGUUAUAUGUCCUUAUGUUCCAAAUGAAAACUGACAUGUUUAUUUGGUUAUAAGUGAAAUGGUAGACUGAAGUCUAGAUUUUGAAUCUACUUAUCCCCUAGAUGGUUCAGUAGAAUCUUGGAAUAUGCAUAAUUUUGUUAUCUUGUCAUUUUGGACUUCUUGAAUAAAGAUUUUGUCUGAAUACAGAAAA